AUGCCUCCUGGACGGAAGAGGAGGACGAAGGCCCUCGCUGGAAGCGGAGAAUCCGCCGCUUCGACAGUCGUGGAUGACUCCACGUCGGGCGGUGAGGGUGAAGCUACGGGAGCGACGGGAGUAAGGUCUCCACCGCGGAGCAAGGCGCGUUUGGGGUCGCCGCGUAAAGAGGGCGGAAGUGAGGGAGGGAGCGGUAGUUGUGGCGGGAGUGCCGAUGUGGCCUCCGCUGAGAAGGCGGUUACGCGAGCUGGGUCGCCGCGUAACGUAGGGGGAAACGAGGGAGGGAACGGUGGUUGUGGUGGGAGUGCCAUCGUGGCCACCACCGAGAAAGCGGAUGCGCGGAUUGGGUCGUCGCGUAACGAGGGAGGUAGCGGUAGUGGGAGCGUGGCCCAUCCGUCUAGUACGGUGGGCAAAGGAGUGGGCGUCGCGAAGGAGGGCGCUGCGAAAGCUGUCACUCGUGUCGCGAGUGGCAAUAAAGAGGGAACGCGGGCCCUUCCAAGGGGAGCUGUUGUUGUUGGGGGUGGGGCAGUCAGCCAUGUGGCGGCUGCAAAACGAAUUACUGGGGAGCUCAAUGAGCUGGUCUUUGAGGCCAAGAGCUUUGAUAGGGGGACCGCGAAGGGGCUGAUGGAGCUUGCCUCAAAGUAUGAGGCGCUCUUGAUGACGGUUAUUACCGAGAUGCCCAUCUUCGCGGUCAGGUAG
This is a messenger RNA of Bactrocera tryoni, 699 nucleotides long. Its product is annotated as keratin, type I cytoskeletal 9-like. The transcript has a single exon. Bases 1 to 699 code for a protein of 232 amino acids. The record is from RefSeq and is a predicted model, not a curated record. NCBI's taxonomy places the organism in Eukaryota, Metazoa, Arthropoda, Insecta, Diptera, Tephritidae.